UCCCGUCAUGCCCCGCAAGCUCCCGUUCAGCGCCAAGCGGAAAAAGCAGCAGCUCCGGGACCGGCGGGAGCGGAAACGGGGCGAUGCCCCGGCCGGGCCGGCCUCAGGCCCCGGCAGCCGCAGCGGGAGCCGCGAGCGAGGCGGGGAUGGCCCCCCCGGAGACCCCCAGGCAGAGCCCGCGGGGCCCCCCCGGCGUCACGACCCCGGCAGGUUCCGGCUGCAGCUGGGAGGGCCCCGGGCCGAGGCCCUGGAGCGGAGCCGGCGCCGGGCCCAGCAGGAGCUGCUGCAGGCCGCUGCCCGAGAGCGCCCUGGAGCUGGACCCCGACAGCGUCUACGGGCCUGGGCUGGAUUUCCCGCGCCGCCCCCCCUGGAGUUUCGGGAUGAGCGCGGCCGAGCUGCGGCAGCGUGAGGAGGGGACAUUCGGGGACUUCCUGAGGGACAUCGGGGACAUCCCGGGGGUGGCACCCUUCGAGCACAACCUGGAGACGUGGCGGCAGCUGUGGCGGGUGCUGGAAAUGUCCGACGUCAUCCUGCUGAUCGCCGACGCGCGGCACCCGGCUCUCAGUGUCCCCCCAGCCCUGGCCACCCACAUCACCCAGGAAUUGGGGAAGGGUCUCAUCCUCAUCCUGAACAAGGUGGACCUGACCCCCCCCUCGGUGGCCGUGGCCUGGUGCCACCUGCUCAGGGGACACUUUGGUGUCACCCACGUGGUUCCCUUCACCUCCACACCCGGAACAGCCCCCACAGCCGGGCUGCAGAGCCGACAGAAGAGAGGAGGGAGCCGGGGGCGCUGGGGCCGCGCCCUGGGACCGAGGCGGCUGCUGGAGGCCUGCCAGGACCUGGUGGGGGACAAUGUGGACCUGAGCAGCUGGCGGGCGCGGCUGGAGCGGCCGGAGGAGGAGCAGGAGGAGCAGGAGGAGCCGCAGGGCCGGGCUGAGCACGAGGAGGAGGAGGAGGAGGAGGGGGAGGGGGACACGGCCCCGCCCCGGCAAUGGGAGCGAUUCCGGCACGGGGUGCUCACCCUGGGAUGUGUGGGGCUGCCCAACGCAGGUAAAUCGUCGGUGCUGAACGCGCUGCUGGGCCGCAGCGCUGUGGGCGUGUCCCGCGCCCCCGGCCGCACCCGUUACUUCCAGACCCAUUACCUGUGCGGGAGCGUGCGCCUCUGCGACUGCCCCGGCCUGGUGUUCCCUUCCAGGGCCCCACCUGAGCUGCAGGUCCUGGCAGGGGUGUACCCCAUCGCCCAGCUGCAGGACCCCUACUCAGCCGUGGGGUUCCUGUGUUCCCGCCUGGCCCUGCCCCCCCUGCUGCAGCUGCGCCCGCCCAGCGGGGCCGGAUGGACGGCCUGGGACAUCUGUGAAGCCUGGGCAGAGAAAAGAGGUUACAAAACGGCUCGGGCGGCUCGGAACGACGUGGCCCGAGCGGCCAACGGGAUCCUGCGGCUGGCGGCCGAGGGGCGGCUCAGGCUGAGCCUCAGACCCCCGGGCUACACCCUGAAAAAAAGAUUUUUGGGAGCACCACCCCGACACCGCGGCCAUGGCGGCCAUGUUGGGGGGCGUGGCCUCCCCCCCGGCCCCGCCCGGCGACGCCUCCAGCUCCGAGGAGGAGGAGGGGGAGGAGUCAGAGGAGGCCACGCCCCCUCCCAGCCCCGCCCCCAACCCCUUCGCGCUGCUGGGCGAGGACGAGUGCUGAGCCCCGCCCCCUUCCGGGGGAGCGACCAAUCGGAGCGCGCGGAUCGGCAAUGACCAUAUAUGGAAUAAAGGAGGUUUAUUUCUGCA
Molecule: messenger RNA, 1775 nt
Organism: Catharus ustulatus (Swainson's thrush)
Lineage: Eukaryota; Metazoa; Chordata; Aves; Passeriformes; Turdidae
Gene: GNL1
Product: G protein nucleolar 1 (putative)
Exons: 12
Coding region: 84-1742 (552 amino acids)
Molecular function (GO): GTP binding; GTPase activity
Source: RefSeq, a predicted model, not a curated record